CCAAGUGAAAGCCCGUUCGCCCGGUCGCGUAGUGUCCUAUUUCUCUCCGCCACGUGCAAACAUCUUCCUGUCUCUCUUCCCCCACUCUCCACCGCUCGUUAUCUUCCAUCAAGAUACGACGCUUGUUCUUCCCUGGAGAUAUACGCCACCUCAGCUCUACACAAGAGCUUCGGCUUCAUGUCUACUCAGCCUGCCAGCCUGCUUUCCGAUAUUCAUCCGCGCUCAGUAGCUGUUGAUCUAGACGGAUAUUCCCUCCCGCGUGUAACCAGGACCAUGGACACGAGCACGGGCACAAAUGCCGAUGCGGAGAACCCCGUAUCGACACUUUCAACGGAUGUUGGUGUUGAUGGCGAUGGUGACGGUGACGGUGGGCGCGAAGUCACACCUCAUCCACCCAGCGCGCAAACAGAGCAAAAUCCAAUCAGUACCCAAGCGGAACCACAUCAACCCAGCACCCAGGAGGAGCAGCAUCAACCGCCUUUGGAGCCAACUUCACCGAUCAAAGUGGAAGAGCCGGAACCAAUAUUCGCCCAGCGAGUCCAGCCAAAACCCGUGCACUCCGACAAUGACGUUCAGAGUGAGUCUGGUAUCCAGCAGCAGCAGCAGCAGCAGGAGAAGCAGCAGUCAGAGCCAAUAUUUCGACCCGGACAUCACCGUCAACCUCCUGCCACACACACCGGAUAUACUCAGUCUUUCGCAUCUUCCUCGCUUGGUACUCCUCUCGGGCAAAUGCGUGCUGCCUCGACUUUACCGAUUCGGCAGAUGGCAUCACGCCAACAAUAUCUGCAAUUUUUGCAGCAUCAGCAGCAAUUAUUGAAUGCCUACAUGGACCGAGGGACAAACGAGGGUAAUAUCGCCGCGACUAGCAAUCGCAGUGCAGCUGGACAAGCUAACAUGUUCACUGCAAUGAACCGCGGUUACAAUCCUUAUGUGUACCCAAGUACGCCAACUCUCAUGGGACAGAAUCAUAUGAUGGCACCUAGACAUCCAACAUAUCCUACCCGUGGCCAAUUCUCAGCACCUGCACCUGCUCAUGCGAUUUCUGAUUUACCUGAAAACGGUUCAGAGGUCAAGAAGAGAAAGCGAUACACAGUGAUAGAGUCAGACGAAGAAUACGAGAAAUCAUCCACGGAUGAUGAUUCAGGAUCUGAAGACACACCAAUAAGUUCGAAAGCUUCCGGUCCGGAGGAGCGCCCGACAUCCUCUGACCAACAAAACGCAUCAAAUGAAACGGAGGGCUUUGAGGCUGUUCAAGGGUCUGUCAGUGAGGGUAGCGAUGGAGAAACAUCAGGCGAGACACCAGUAAAAAAGAAAGCUCCAUCUCAAGAUGGCUUAGGGGGGAAUGAUUCAUAUGAAGGUCUGCUGAAGACUCCUGUCCGGCCGGUUCAGAAACUUCAAAUCGAGAACGAGGAUGGCAACGAAACAAUGCUUGAGGAUGAAAUUGGGGAUUCAGACGAUUCAGACGAUUCAGACGAUGAGCCUCUCUGGAAGCGUAGGCAGAACCGUCUCGCUGGAAAACCACCCGCCGAAGACGACUCCAUUGAGGACCAGCCCGAAGACUUGGCCGACGGGCAUCAGCCUUGCGUCGACAUAGAUUGGAAAAUUGCUGCAUACGAAGUCAUCGAGCUACCCGUGGCCAAGAACGAUCCCCGUGAGAUCGCGGUUUCCAUCCCAGGUUGUAUCCGUGAGAAGCUGAUCCUUUCUCAAGACUUUGCUUCUCAAGAGCUGCUUCUCUUCAGAGAGGUUUUCUUACCCAAUCAGAAAGCUCUAGAAGUGCCAGAUGCCUAUCCUGCAACUGCCAUACUCAACUUCCACAACAUCUGCAAUAUGGUGCUUGAUUCAUAUUAUAACCACCAAAUGGGCGACGUAUCUGGAUUUGAUCUGGCUUCGGACCCUCAGCAAGAUGCGGACGAGAUAGAUGAGGGUGAGGUCUUCUUUGAAUCUGCGGCCCGCUGGCGUACGGGUCUUGCAAAGGAAGGACCAAACCUCCGGAACCAGGAAGUCCUCAAACCAGCAUAUACGCACAUCCGAGGACCUCAGGAAUUUAGCGAAAUCGCGCUUGACAUCAUUUACUACAUCAAAGAGCAUGGCGCGCUGCCACCAGAAUCAGAAGAGUCGGAGAGGCCGAAAAAGAGAGCCAAACCAGCAAAGGCAGGAGACCAGCCUCGAUCACGCAGCGAACUUGGCAAGACAGAAAUCAAGCAAGCAUCACGAGCUACCACUGAGCAAAAACCCGCCAAAUCGACUCCCCGUGUCGUCAAAAAGGCCGUUGAUGGAACGAAAUCGAAUCCGCGCCAGCUUCCCACACGCAAGAAAGCUAAGACCAGUCCGAAGAGCAAAUAUGGAAGCAUAAGUGUGAGGAAAUAG
Periconia digitata is the source of this 2367-nucleotide messenger RNA. The record is from the annotation of a GenBank genome assembly. NCBI's taxonomy places the organism in Eukaryota, Fungi, Ascomycota, Dothideomycetes, Pleosporales, Periconiaceae.